CCAGAGCAGAGAACUGAGCGGCCAUAUCUGCUGCCUCCGCCGCCACCGCCGCCGCAAUUGCGAAUGCAGCAUCUGCGCUGGGCUGCCUCCACGUUGCCGCUAAGGUCCGCAGACGAUGGAUCCCGGCAGCAGCAGCAGCAGCGACUCGGCUCCCGACUGCUGGGACCAGGUGGAAAUGGAAGACCCGGGUUCGGCCCCCAGCGGAGAUACGGUCUCCUCGCUGGAGGCGGAGGCGCAGCGCGAGCAUCUCAGCACAGCCUUCAGCCAACACCUCAACGUCAACGCCAAGCCCUUCGUGCCUAACGUGAGCGCACCAGAGCUCCUGCCAUCCUUCCCACGGGGCUGGGCCCAGCUGCCCACCCCGCCAGCCAGCUCUUUCAGCAGUGAUGAAACCUUCACCGGUGCAGGAGAAUCUCAAGCUGUCACCAUGGAACUUUCAGAACCUGUUGUAGAAAAUGGAGAGGUGGAUAUGGUCCUAGAAGAAUCGUGGGAGCACAGUAAUGAAGUAAGUGAAGCAGAGCCUGGGGGUUAUUCGUUUGGAGACUCAGAAGAAAGUGGAAAGGAAAUGAUGGAGGAUAAAGAGGAAAUAAGGAAAUCAAAAUCUAUGGUCAUAUCAGGUGCUCCUAAGAAAGAACACGUAAAUGUCGUGUUCAUUGGACAUGUAGAUGCUGGGAAGUCAACCAUUGGAGGACAGAUAAUGUUUUUGACUGGAAUGGUUGACAAAAGGACACUUGAGAAAUAUGAAAGAGAAGCUAAGGAGAAGAAUAGAGAAACUUGGUAUUUGUCUUGGGCCUUAGAUACAAAUCAGGAAGAACGAGACAAGGGUAAAACAGUAGAGGUGGGUCGUGCCUAUUUUGAAACAGAAAAGAAGCAUUUCACAAUUUUAGAUGCCCCUGGUCACAAGAGUUUUGUCCCAAAUAUGAUUGGUGGUGCUUCUCAAGCUGAUUUGGCUGUACUGGUAAUCUCUGCCAGGAAAGGAGAAUUUGAAACUGGAUUUGAAAAAGGUGGACAGACAAGAGAACAUGCAAUGUUGGCCAAAACAGCAGGGGUAAAACAUUUAAUAGUGCUUGUUAAUAAAAUGGAUGAUCCCACAGUAAAUUGGAGCAGUGAGAGAUAUGAAGAAUGUAAGGAAAAACUGGUGCCCUUUUUGAAAAAAGUUGGCUUCAGUCCAAAAAAGGACAUUCACUUUAUGCCAUGCUCAGGACUGACAGGUGCAAAUAUUAAAGAGCAAUCUGAUUUCUGUCCUUGGUACACUGGACUACCAUUUAUUGCAUAUUUGGACAAUAUGCCAAACUUCAACAGAUCAAUUGAAGGACCGAUUAGGUUGCCAAUUGUGGAUAAGUACAAGGAUAUGGGCACUGUGGUCUUGGGCAAGCUGGAAUCAGGGUCCAUUUUCAAAGGGCAGCAGCUUGUGAUGAUGCCAAACAAGCACCAUGUGGAAGUUCUAGGAAUACUUUCUGAUGAUGCGGAAACUGAUUUUGUAGCCCCUGGUGAAAACCUCAAAAUCAGACUGAAGGGAAUUGAAGAAGAAGAGAUUCUUCCAGGCUUCAUACUUUGUUCCCCUAGUAAUCUUUGCCAUUCUGGACGUACAUUUGAUGUUCAGAUAGUGAUUAUUGAGCACAAAUCUAUCAUCUGUCCAGGUUAUAAUGCGGUGCUUCACAUUCAUACCUGUAUAGAGGAAGUUGAGAUAACAGCCUUAAUCUCCUUGAUAGACAAAAAAUCAGGAGAGAAAAGUAAGACACGGCCCCGCUUUGUGAAACAAGAUCAAGUGUGUAUUGCCCGAUUAAGGACAGCAGGAACUAUCUGCAUGGAGACAUUUAAAGAUUUUCCUCAGAUGGGUCGUUUUACUUUAAGAGAUGAGGGUAAGACCAUUGCAAUUGGAAAAGUUCUGAAACUUGUCCCAGAGAAGGACUAAGAAAUUUUCUUGAUGCCUCUGCACAAUACUGUGGGGAAAAUUGACUGCAAAAAGUGAUUGUUGUCUUUUAUUUACUUCCCAUUGAUAGACUUUUAUCCAUAUUUUUCAAAUUUCACAGCAAAAGUCCAUGGUUUGUCAGCUUUCCCACGUUGAGAUCUCAGUUAUGUUACUGUUGAAUAUAUCCUCAAGGUUCCUCCCUCUACACCUCUUUGCUUCCUUGGACAGAUCAGUAAUAACUUUGUAAGUGAUGUGUAUGCAAUUGCCUAUAAUAAUGAAAAAUUAAUAUAUUUUUAAUUUGCCUUUAGAAUACUUAGACACUUCUUGUUCCAUGUAGACCAAUCAAAAUGUAUCAGUGUAUGUACAUGUUACAGAAGAAAACUAACAUGUGAAUAAAACAUUCUGUUUAAAACUC
This is a messenger RNA of Jaculus jaculus (lesser Egyptian jerboa), 2327 nucleotides long. RefSeq names its product G1 to S phase transition 2 (gene Gspt2). Lineage: Eukaryota; Metazoa; Chordata; Mammalia; Rodentia; Dipodidae. The transcript is spliced from 3 exons. The record is from RefSeq and is a predicted model, not a curated record. Gene Ontology annotation, molecular function: translation release factor activity; GTP binding; GTPase activity. Bases 116 to 1915 code for a protein of 599 amino acids. Gene Ontology annotation, biological process: translation. Gene Ontology annotation, cellular component: translation release factor complex.